CGGGAGAGGUAUCUAGUUUAGCUGCAGAGUUUACCUGUGUCGGUCGGCUCUCUGGUUGCUGUGAGGAGGUUCUGUAAGCAUGUCUGAUCCAGGAAUAAUUGCCAGUCGAUUCCUCUGUUUUGAUCAGAUGUACAGCUUUGAGAGGCGCCUGCAGACCUUCUCAGACUGGCCUUUCCGUGAGGACUGCCAGUGCACACCUGAGCAGAUGGCCAAAGCAGGUUUUGUCCACUGUCCCAGCGAGAAUGAGCCUGAUGUGGUCUGCUGUUUCUACUGCCUCAAAGAGCUGGAGGGCUGGGAGCCUGAAGAUGUCCCCUGGUCUGAGCAUGCCAGACGUUCUCCAGACUGUGCCUUCCUUCAGAUGAAGACCUGGAAGGAGCUCACGGCUAUUGAGUUCUUUCAUCUGGAGCACGGCAGGAUCCGCAACUAUAUAAGGAAAAUGGGACAUAUGAAGAUUGCAUGUUUCCGUGAUGAAGUGGAAAAUAUCAACAAAUACCUGAAGACUCUUUUUGACAUUGCAUCUUAAGCCUUUUUUUGGUAUUUUUUUCCAUGUGUGUUUUAGUGUACAAUUAUUUGUUUGAAUAAAUGUAUAUGUAUUUUUA
Astyanax mexicanus (Mexican tetra) is the source of this 599-nucleotide messenger RNA. RefSeq names its product baculoviral IAP repeat containing 5b (gene birc5b). The transcript is spliced from 4 exons. NCBI's taxonomy places the organism in Eukaryota, Metazoa, Chordata, Actinopteri, Characiformes, Acestrorhamphidae. The record is from RefSeq and is a predicted model, not a curated record. Bases 80 to 523 code for a protein of 147 amino acids.